Messenger RNA from Penicillium verrucosum, 1731 nucleotides. Its product is annotated as putative MFS aflatoxin efflux pump. Bases 1 to 1731 code for a protein of 576 amino acids. The record is from RefSeq and is a predicted model, not a curated record. Gene Ontology annotation, molecular function: transmembrane transporter activity. Gene Ontology annotation, biological process: transmembrane transport. The transcript has 5 exons. Lineage: Eukaryota; Fungi; Ascomycota; Eurotiomycetes; Eurotiales; Aspergillaceae.
AUGCCUCCAUCACGGACUUUAACCUCUGAGACUACAAAAUUAGUUACCGUAGACGCUACCCAGUUGAUAAAGCAACAUAGUGAGGCGGCUACUGAUGAAUCUGUCAAAGACGAAGCACCAGCCAAAGCUGGAUCCCCUCCAGGUCCUCCGGGCCCCGAGAAUCAGUCUACCCUUAGGGUUGUCUGUCUAAUUGUAUCAGCUUUUGUCGCCAUGUUCUUGGUCGCGCUAGACAGAACAAUCAUCUCGACGGCAAUACCCAAAAUCACUGAUGAAUUCAACUCCUUCGACGACGUUGGCUGGUACGGAAGUGCCUACUUGUUGACAUGCUGCGCAUUCCAAUUGUUGUUCGGCAAGCUCUACAAACUCUUAUCCGUGCGAAUCGUCUUCCUUGCUAGUAUUCUAGUUUUUGAGGUUGCCUCUGCUAUCUGUGGAGCGGCUCCGAAUUCAGUCGCCUUUAUAAUCGGAAGAGCGAUCUGUGGAGUCGGCGCUGCUGGUAUCCUGGCUGGCACUAUAAUGUGUAUCAUUCAUUCCGUGCCUCUCCAGAAACGUCCACAAAUCCAGGGACUUUUCGGCGCCCUUUUCGGCAUUGCCUCUGUCGUUGGUCCCUUGGUUGGCGGCGCCUUUGUAUCGAACGUGACAUGGAGAUGGUGCUUCUUUAUAAAUCUGCCAAUUGGUGGCGCAGCCAUGGUUUUCAUUGCUUUCUGCCUCAAGAUUCCCAAGCAAGAUACUGCAAAGGUAUCCUGGAGGGAGAAGCUGCUACAACUGGACUUCUUCGGCACUACACUUCUGGUGGCUGGAGUUGUCUGUCUCAUAUUGGCGCUCCAGUGGGGAGGCCAGGCAUAUGCUUGGAGCAGCGGUCGCGUCGUGACUUGCCUCGUUCUCAUGGCCGUCUUCCUUCCAUCUUUUGUCGCUGUCCAAGUCUUCCUUCCAAAGACAGCAACACUCCCGCUGCGCAUCUUUUCACAGCGCAGCAUCAUUUCAGGCUUCUGGCAGACACUCUGCAUCGGCUCUGGAAACUAUAUCUUUGUGUACUUCCUCCCAAUCUGGUUCCAAUCCAUCAAGGGCAGUUCGGCCGUGGAAUCUGGCAUCCGUCUGCUACCCAUGAUGAUAUCGAUGGUCGUCGGCUCAAUCGGUGGUGGAAUUACAAACUCCAAGAUCGGAUUCUACAACCCACUAGCGAUUAUCGGAUCCUGCAUCAUGUCCGUCGGAGCUGGUCUCCUCACCACGUUCCAGGUCGACACAAGCGAGGGGAAGUGGAUCGGCUAUCAGAUCGUCUACGGGAUCGGCCUGGGCUUAUGUUUCCAGGUCCCCAAUCUUGCUGCGCAGACCGUCCUUCCGAAGUCCGACGUGCCAUCUGGGCUAGCACUGAUGCUUUUCGGUCAGAUGAUUGGGGCAGCCGUCUUUGUGUCAGUUGGGGAGAAUAUCUUGGCUAAUCAGCUCGUGAAGAGACUUUCCGGGCUGCCGGGGUUCAACUCCAACCUUGUCACCUCUGGGGGUGUCACAGGGCUGCUGGAUACAAUGCCGGCGGGUCUGCACAACACGGUUCUUCAUUCUUACAAUGACGCCCUGCGGAAGGUGUUUCAGGUUGGCAUGGUUCUUUCUUGUUUGACUGUACUCGGUGCGGUUACUCUGGAGUGGAAGAGUGUCAAAACGGGACAGCCGAAGCCCGAUGCGGAGAAUAAGGGCCAGAGUGGAGAGGAAAGCAGUGCAAAAGCGCUGGAGGGCAAAUAG